CAAGUGAUGCAUUUGUAACUUGUGAUUUUUGCAACAUUUGCAAUCAAGCAUUAUGACAUUUUAUUGUAAAUUAAGUUUUUGUGACAUAAGCAACUGAAGAGCACAGAUGCAGGAAGUGAGAGACUGAGACUGUGAGAACUUAAGAUCAUAUACUUCUCCUUGAGACAUAAGCUGUUUCUGUAGCAUUAUCACACGAUGAAGAGGCAGGGAGAAGAAACAUUGCAACGAUGUAACAAAAGGAAUAACAAUUUGAAGUUCAUUGUGUUUUUCCUUUGGCUCAUAACAGGUCCUGAAUGCAAAACCGUUUCAGCAAGCAGACUGUUAACGGUUCAGACUGGAGGAUCGCUCAUUAUUCCAUGUUAUUAUGACAGAAAAUACACUGAACACAAAAAAUACUGGUGCUUUGAUGCCGGGGAAGCAUUCAAUUACUGCAGUAUUCUGGCAUAUGCUAACGAAACCAAAGGAAAAGUGUCAGUAAUUGAUCAUCCAGAUCAGAGUUUCUUUACUGUGACUAUGAGAAACCUGCAGCAUGAAGACACUGGAGGUUAUUGGUGUGUUGUGGAGAUCGGAGGAAUAUUUCAACCAGAUGAGAAAGAGCAGCUUUAUCUGACAGUUCAAUCAGUUCCUGAUGUGUCUGUGGUGAGCAGCAGUGUAUCUGGACAUGAAGGUGGUGAUAUCAGUGUUCAGUGUUUCUACAGUUCUGGAUAUAAGAAUAAACUCAAACAGUGGUGUAGAUAUAAAGAUCAGAGAUGUUACAAAGAGAAGAAGACUGACACAUCCCAGGAUUCAUCAGUUCAGAUCAGUGGUGAUGGGAAAGGAUCCUUCACUGUGCUGAUGACUGGACUGAGACUCACUGAUUCUGGCUGGUACUACUGUUCUGUAGGAAAACAGGAGGCUCCUGUUCAACUCUAUGUCUCUGAAAAUUCACAGGUUUCUGUCACUGAACCAAAACCAGAAGUUGUUACCUCUGAAGGAUUUGUGAGAAAUAGUUCUCCAAAACCAGCAACUGUGAGCACAGACACCAGCACUGAGAAGAACAUAUGGCACAAAGAGGAGCGUUUCUGUCUGUCACAGAAUUAGAGAUCGCAGGCUCUUCUCACACUGACCUGGAGGAAUUUUGAGUGUCUAUAAAUAAAAGAGAGAUAGUGCUAAACUCACAUGAGAUUUGAA
Cyprinus carpio (common carp) is the source of this 1170-nucleotide messenger RNA. RefSeq names its product polymeric immunoglobulin receptor-like. Lineage: Eukaryota; Metazoa; Chordata; Actinopteri; Cypriniformes; Cyprinidae. The record is from RefSeq and is a predicted model, not a curated record. Bases 196 to 1080 code for a protein of 294 amino acids. The transcript has 8 exons.